Molecule: messenger RNA, 621 nt
Organism: Olea europaea var. sylvestris
Lineage: Eukaryota; Viridiplantae; Streptophyta; Magnoliopsida; Lamiales; Oleaceae
Product: calmodulin-binding protein 25-like
Exons: 1
Coding region: 1-621 (206 amino acids)
Biological process (GO): response to osmotic stress
Cellular component (GO): nucleus
Molecular function (GO): calmodulin binding
Source: RefSeq, a predicted model, not a curated record
AUGGCGUCGUCUGAUAAUCUGCUUACCAUUGAACAGCAGACAUGGAGGUUUGGUCCCGGAAUGGCGGAUGGUUUGAUAAAUGAUUUCUUCACCAAAGAAAAAGAGACCCUAACAAAAGCUUUAACGAAAUCGUAUACAAAUUCCUCUCCAACCGACUGCGUAUCGACGGAAAUGAUCGAGUCAUUACCGUCUCAAGUGCCGACCCCUUCGGGAGGCUCAGAAAAUGAAGUUCCUUUUUCCAAACGCCGGAGCGCUGCUCCAACUGGGAGAAUCACCAAACGUAAAUCGCGUGCAUCGAAGCGCGCUAUGACGACAUUUAUUACGGCGGAUCCAGCUAAUUUCAGGCAUAUGGUACAGCAGGUGACCGGCGUAAGAUUUGGCAGCGAUUUAAACGGACUUGUGCCGUCGAAACCCGACCCGCAGAGGCCAAUCCACAUGUUUCAAACGGGUUGUACCUUGCCCACCCUUGACGCUUCAUCUUAUCUGCUGGACCAAGUGGUUCAGCCGCCAGUAAUUAAUGUUCCUCUGCCUUCCACGGUGGUGGGUGACGGUGGCGCAGCUGGUUUCAGCUUUGACUCUUUUUGUAGUUUUCCCACCCUCGAGUCUUGGCAAGUUUUGUGA